GUGAGCUGGAGCAGCAGCUGUGCCCCGAGUACCCUAAUAUCGUCUUCUCCAGGCUGGUGUGUGAGGACUCUCCUGGCCCUGCACCACCCGGGGAGGUGCGGCAGUUUGGUCGCCAGUUCCCGGUGGAGGCGCCGGGAGGGCUGCAGGACUGUGCCAUGUUCUACGUGGGAGCUGACCUCUACCGGGUGUGGCGGGCUCGGGAUGCCCGGGUGGUGGCCAUCCUGGUGGGCACCCUCGGCGUGGCGGGCUACCUGGCUGUGCUGCAGCACCUCCGUGGACAUCUUCGUCCUGGUGGCCUGUGCUCACGGGCUCGGGAUGCCCGGGUGGUGGCCAUCCUGGUGGGCACCCUCGGCGUGGCGGGCUACCUGGCUGUGCUGCAGCACCUCCGUGAGCUCCUGCGCCGGGCCGGCAAGCGCAGCUACACGCUGGCCGUGGGGAAGCCGAACCCUGCCAAGCUGGCCAACUUCCUGGAGGUGGACAUCUUCGUCCUGGUGGCCUGUGCUCAGAACUCUCUGCUGGACUCCAGUGACUUCUACCGGCCCAUCAUAACCCCCUACGAGCUGGAGUUGGCCUGUAACCCAGCCCGGGAGUGGACAGGGGACUACCUCACUGACUUCCGAGACUUGCUGCCAGGUGCCUGCGCGCACGUUGAGCUCCCACCGGCCGUCCCUGCAGCGGAGGCUGUUCCUGACGUCUCACUGAUCACGGGGGAGAUGCGUGCCACCCGCCUCUGUGACCCUCCAGCUCCCCAGCUGCCCCCCAGCACUGCCCUGGCCUGCAGGGACCAGACACGAGCCCUCGCGGAGCUCAGCCCUGCUGCCUCCUUCCUGGAGUCCCGCAGCUGGCGGGGCCUGGAGCAGCAGCUGGGGCAGACACCCAUCGCCAAGGCUGUGCAGGGCCGACGGGGGAUUGCUAUUGCCUACGAGGACGAGGGGCACAACCAACCCUGA
This is a messenger RNA of Mesitornis unicolor (brown roatelo), 950 nucleotides long. RefSeq names its product DPH2 homolog (S. cerevisiae) (gene DPH2). The annotation marks the transcript as partial. The transcript has 4 exons. Lineage: Eukaryota; Metazoa; Chordata; Aves; Mesitornithiformes; Mesitornithidae. Gene Ontology annotation, biological process: protein histidyl modification to diphthamide. The record is from RefSeq and is a predicted model, not a curated record. Gene Ontology annotation, molecular function: 2-(3-amino-3-carboxypropyl)histidine synthase activity.